This is a messenger RNA of Helicoverpa armigera (cotton bollworm), 3411 nucleotides long. Its product is annotated as probable RNA-directed DNA polymerase from transposon X-element. Gene Ontology annotation, molecular function: nucleic acid binding. NCBI's taxonomy places the organism in Eukaryota, Metazoa, Arthropoda, Insecta, Lepidoptera, Noctuidae. The transcript has 5 exons. The record is from RefSeq and is a predicted model, not a curated record. The coding region runs from base 1 to 2766 and encodes 921 amino acids.
AUGAGCGUCCAACAGCUAGAAGCCCUCGUGGACUAUUUAGAGGGCCAACAAGAGCUUGCCCUCGGACGGUGCACACGCUCCAAAGAGGGGCGCAGUCUGGCGAAAAGGUUGUGGCAGGAGUGCGCCACUAUAUUAAAUAAUGUAUCUGUAGACUCUGCCCAGAAAACAGGAGAGCAAUGGCGGAUGUUCUACAACGAUUACAAGUACCGCCUGCUAAAAAAAAUUAAAAAAGAAAAAAUUGAAAGGAGCGCUACAGCACGUAACCGGUACCGUGAAUUGCACGGUAACCAGCGACGAGUGCCUGUGAUUCAAACAAUCCUGGGGGUGUACCAGCGCUUACUCGACAACGGACAGUUUCGACCUCAUCAAGCCGAUUCCAGGAGGCCACGCAUCGCUAGUGACCUUGAAGAACGAGUGCUGGACUACUUCAGUGAUAACCCACACCGUGUGGGCCACACGCGAGCACACGUGAUGCAGCAAGACGGAGCGCCUGCACAUUAUCACCGAGCAGUUCGUUCGUACCUCGACGCUACCUAUCCUAACUACUGGAUAGGCCGUGGAGGACCUAUUGCUUGGCCUCCUAGAUCGCCCGACCCUACACCCCUAGAUUUCUAUCUCUGGGGCCGUGUAAAAGACUUAGUGUAUGGACACAGUGGUAACAACAUUCGAAAUGUGGACGAAUUAAAAACCCGCAUACUAGAAGCCCUCGUGGACUAUUUAGAGGGCCAACAAGAGCUCGUCCUUUCAGGAAUGCCGACCAGACAGCGCCUAGGAGCGCCACGUCGAAAAAUCAACUGGGACGCCUUCACCAAUAAACUGGAGAUCACCACGCCGACUCGGCCUAUCGUCUCCCCCGCGGACGUGGACGGUCUGGCUGAAGAGGUCACCGUUUGCAUCCAGAGCGCCUUAAAUGAGGCGACAACUGUGUCUCCGCAGGGGGCAACCGCCUACCCCCCCCUGCCGCGCCACCUGCAGCAACUGAUCGCCCAGAAGAGGCGCCUACGCAAACGGUGGCAAGUUACCAGAUGCCCGACGGAGAAGGCCGUCGUAAACCGUCUCGCGGAGAGAAUUAAGGCCGAGCUCAACGCACACCGCAGCGAGAGCUGGGAGGCCCGCAUCGACGCUGUCGACGGCGACUGGCCGUCUAUACACAGACUGUGCCGACAGCUGUCGAACACCCCAGCUCCAGUGCGGCCGCUGCUGGACAGCGGCGGGGCACUUAGAUACACCGCACCAGACCGCGCGGAGAUCUUUGCCGAGCACCUGGAGCGUCAAUUCCGCCCGAACGACACUCAAGACGCAGAACACGUCGCAGCAGUCGAGAAACACCUUGGGGACUACUUCGCAUCGCCGAUAGCCUCUGAGGAAGACCCUAUUUUCUUCGCGCCUGGCGCAGUCAGACGCGCCAUCCUCCGGACCAAGCUGAAGAAGGCCCCCGGUGCUGACGGUAUCACCAACACAGCGCUGCGCCACCUGCCGUACCGUAUGGUCGUGGCCCUGGCGCGCCUGUACACGGGGAUACUGCGCACGGGGACCUUCCCUCGCAUAUGGAAGGAGGGGCGCGUUAUCAUGCUGCCCAAGGCGCAGAAGAACGUGCUGAAGCCAGAGAGCUAUCGGCCCAUCACUCUCCUGCCCACCAUCUCCAAGGUGUUCGAGCUGCUCCUGCUGCGACACCUCACCCCGCACCUGACGCCGCGCCCAGAACAGUACGGGUUUCGGGCGGAACACAGCACGACGCUCCAGCUGACGAGGGUACUGCACCACUUCGCCAACACGGUGAACAGGCGUGAACACGCGGUUGCAGUAUUCCUCGACAUGGAGAAGGCUUUUGACCGGGUCUGGCACCCCGGUCUCAUAUACAAGAUCUCCACGUCGGAUACGCCCCGCCGCAUAACACAGGUGAUCUCCAGUUUCCUUACAGGUCGCACAAUACGUGUGGUGGUCGACGGCGCGCUAUCAAGCGCGCGCCCGGUGAGAGCGGGAGUGCCGCAGGGAAGCUGCCUCUCGCCCGUCUGCUACUCACGGUACACCGACGACAUCCCCUCGGCGGAGGACUCGACACUUGCGCUGUAUGCUGACGACGCCGCGUACAUCACGACGUCGAUGAGCGCGAAGCACGCGAUCGUCAAAAUGCAGCGUGUCCUCGACCUCCUCCCCGAGUGGCUGUCCAAAUGGCGGCUGUCGGUGAACGUGGGUAAGACGCAGGCGAUCAUCAUCGGGGGCGGCCCCGCACGACCACCCAAACUGGCACUACAAGGCGCCGAGAUCGAGUGGUCGCCCCGGGUCAAGUACCUGGGCGUCACCAUCGACCGGCGCCUCACCAUGGCUGCACACGUCCGGCAGGUCGCCGGUAAGGGCAGGGUAGCCCGCGCCUUGCUCAAACCAGUGCUCUCAUCUCGCCUCCCGCUGCGUACCAAACUGGCGGUGUACAAGACGUACAUCCGGCCGGUACUGACGUACGCCGCCCCAGCCUGGUUCGCCCUCACUAGCGAGAGGAGCCGCAAGACGCUGCGCUCACAGCAGAGCGCAUGCCUGCGGCUCAUCGCACAAGCUCCCCGCUAUGUGAGGAACGACGUCCUCCAGCGGGACCUUAAGAUGGAGAGCCUGGACGAGUUCGUGCGCCGGCUCAGCGAGGGCAUGUUCGCGCGUGCAGACGCAUCUGCUUGGCUUCACGUCAAGCACCUGGCGCCCUUGCACGCGCGCCCGCCUGACGCUAAGGCCUUACCGCGCGACCUCCUGCCGGACGCGCCGCCACCACCGGACUGACGACACCCGAGCUGGCUGCACCCAUCUACACGCAGCCAGCUCACACAACAGACACUCCACAUACACGAUAUACACUCGGCGAGCGUCGUGUGCUAGGUUAAUAUAGGCACGACGCAACCCGCCACACAAUCACGACUCCACAACAUUGUACUCACGCAAUACCGUGUCGCGCAAGCGCGCACACGGUGGCGCACUCACUGAGCGGCGGUACACACACAUACAAGCCGCUCAUACAUACAUAAUCGGCCCGUCGGCUGGAGCGUGACCGGCUACCUCUGGAAGCGUUACAGUCGCGGGUCUAGCAUACCCGUUGUGCAGGGGCGCAGAGCCGGCGUCUCUGUCGCUGGUCGUCACCCGCCGGGCCUCCCCCGGGUAACCGGGGGUCUCACCUGGCGGGGACUGACCGCCGAGAUGCCGUGAAGAAGCGGCAAUGUGCUGCCGCCAGCGCACCUGCAAACAAACACACGACAUAUUAACACAUAGGGCAGCGUCGCACAAACGCUGUCCUAACCUGCCGCGCCUAUAUCGGCAAUCUAAGGACCUGCCCGUAGUAACGGGCAGCGGUUGGAUCCCGCGGGAAAGGGGCAUAGCCCCGUGGCCCGCCAGCCGCGCCCCCUUGCGGGGGCGCAGCGACUACCUCAGCCU